UUCACCAACUUCCCCUUUUCAGUCAAAUUAAUUUCCAUAAAGUCGGAUACAGUAAUCACUGUUUCCAAAUAUAAUUAAAAUUGAACUGUUAACUCUGGUCCAAACAUUGCAAAUGGAAAAAACGGACGAACCCAAAAUCCCGGUUCCAGAACCGAAGAGACGAAUAGGAUCCAAGAAAAGAAAGUCGUCCAUUGACACCGAAACCUCCCCUGAAAGCAAUAACAACGCUAAACGGCCUCCGCUGCGAAGAGGAAGCUCUUUCACCUUCCUCACCCCUGGGCCGCAGUGGGACUUCACUCUGAAGAGAAAGCGCAGAGAGAAGGACGAUGAUGCAGUCAGCCUGUGCAGCUUUGAUUUCAAGGAGCCGAGUAACAAGCGCGUGCGACCGUUGGGCAGGGUGACGUCGCUCGCCAACCUCAUCUCCCCCGUGAGGAGCGGGGCGGUCAGGCGUUUCGGGCAGACCAUCCAGUCCAUCUCCUUCCGGGGCGAUGGCAAGUCCCCGGGCGUGGCCCAGAAGGCCUGCAGCAAGGCGGCGGCCCCCACGCCCCCAAAGAGGAGGAACAGCACACUGUGGUCCGAGACUCUGGACAUCCACCAGAAGGGCACCUUCUCCACCAAGGAGAUCAAGAGACAGGAGGCCAUAUUUGAACUGUCCCGGGGGGAACAUGACUUGAUCGAGGACCUCCAGCUCGCACGAAAGGCGUACCACGACCCCAUGCUGAAGCUGUCAAUCAUGUCGGAGGAGGAGCUGACACACAUAUUUGGGGAUUUGGACGCCUACAUCCCACUGCACGAAGAUCUACUGGUGCAGCUGGCAAGAGCAACCGGGCCAGACGGCACCGUGGGACAAAUCGGUCAGAUCGUCAUCAGCUGGCUGCCGGGCCUGAACGCGUACCGCGACUACUGCAGCAACCAGCUGGCCGCCAAGGCCCUGCUGGACCAGAAGAAGCAGGACCGGCGGGUGCAGGACUUCCUGCAGCGCUGCCUGGAGUCGCCCUUCAGCCGAAAGCUGGACCUGUGGAGCUUCCUGGACAUCCCGCGGUCCCGGCUGGUCAAGUACCCGCUCCUGCUGAAGGAGAUCCUGAGGCACACGCCCGCAGAGCACCCCGACGUCCCAGAUCUGGAGCAGGCGAUCGCCAUCAUCCAGGGCGUGUUGUCAGACAUCAACAUGAAGAAGGGCGAGUCUGAGUGCCAGUAUUACAUGGACAAGCUGGAGUACCUCGACGAGCGGCAGAGAGACCCGCGGAUCGAGAGCAGCAAGGCCAUGCUGUGCCACGGGGAGCUGCGGAACAAGAGCGGCACGAAGCUGCACGUGUUCCUCUUCACGGAAGUGCUGGUUCUGACCCGCCCCGUGACCCGAAAUGAGCGUCAGUGCUUCCAGGUGUACCGGCAGCCCAUCCCGGUGCAGGAGCUGGUGCUGGAGGACCUGCCCGACGGGGAGGUGCGCAUGGGCGGCUCCUUCAGAGGGGCCUUCAGCAACACCGACAAAGCGAAGAACAUCUUCCGCGUGCGGUUCCAGGAUCAGUCCCAGGGCCAGUCGCACACCCUCCAGGGGAACGACAUCUUCCACAAGCAGCAGUGGCUCAACUGCCUCCGGGGGGCCAUGUCCGCCCUGCGCCCCGCCCCGCAGGGGGCCCCGGACCCCGAGCCCACACUCCCCGACACGGAGAGCCGGCACAAGCGCUGCUCGUCCAGCCUGUCCGCCAUCGUCCACAUGGAGGAGGCCGACGAGAACUGCCCCCAGACGGCCAUCUCGGCCCCCAGCUCGCCCCAGGGCGAGCACCCCAGCGCACGGACUGCCCCGUCCCCCACCGCAGCCCCCGCCUCUCCCCCCACCUCUCCCGCCACCUCACCCCCCACCUCUCCCUCCACCGCACCCUCCCCGCGUCACAAAGCCAAAAAGGAGAAGAAGUCCCGCUGUUCGCUGGGGAAGAGGAAAGAGACCAUGGUGUGAAGCGGGCUCCCAAGAGGACGUUUAUGUGUACAUAUAUAUAAAUAUUUGUGUUUGUGUUUCUACAGCAGUGUUUCGUGUUACUGUCCUCAAUGGCAGCUAAUUCACUCCAGUAUGGAGGCUCAGUCUGGUGUGUACAGGCAGUGUUGUGGAGGGGUGUGUGUGGACAUUACCCAAGAGAAUUAUUACACACACACACAUCCAGUACUGUUUACUUUCAGUCUGGCGUUAAUGCAUUAAUGUUAUUUUAUUUACCUUUUUUUUUUUUUUUUUUUUACAUUUUUAUAUCCUCAUAGAAAUGAAUCUAGCUCUUUUAUUUGUGUUCAAAUCAGCACUGUUUUAUCUUUUAGAAGUAUUUAAAACUGUGGAAUGUUAGGAGUUUUUAGAGCAGUGUCAACAGACAACUGAAUAAUUAUGCAUCCCAAAAAGAAAUGCAUUGUAAAGUCGUAAUAGUAGUUAAGGCGAGUCUUAUUUUGUACAUUCCUCAACUUUAUUUUAAAUCCAGGCAGCCACCCACCUCACACCCCAAAGAAUUUUCAGUGGCAUUAAAUUAAAUCCAAAUGUAUUCUAGUUUUUUAAGAAAGAGAAAUCAACAUUAUAUAAGCAUAGUAAUGUUUAAUUUUUUUUACUCAUGUAAAAUACACACUGAGCCAUGUUGGCUUCAAGCUGACUCUGAGGUAAAGGAUCAUUUUUACUUUUCAAUGUAGCAUCGCGCAUGAGACUUUUGUUGAUAUUGCGACUGUACCUAUUGAUCUGUGGGGGCUACUGAGGGCAACCGAGGCCAUGUAAAUAUGCCAGAGAUGGAGGAACUAGUACGUAGCAGAGGGUUUGAGAAUGUGUAGAUUGGAAGUAAAAGAUGGAAGUGUUGAACAGAAGAAGAAGGGGUUUGAUACAAGGCACUAUACUGCGGUACGGUGGGAGAUACAAAGUGCCUUGCUCAGACACAGGACGAAGUGAGGUGCUGGUGAAAAGCCAGCAAGAAUGAAAAGAAACUGCAUGUAGGGAAGGGGGAUAGUGUUUUAUGUGGAGAAGAGAGAAAGUAGUAAGGAUUUAGAGAUUGUUUCAGAAAGACUACAGAGGACAUAAUGUUCAUUGUUGCCAGUAGGUUUGUGGUGUAAAAAUAUCAGAAUAAAGAUCCUUGUAAGAUUUG
Conger conger (European conger) is the source of this 3101-nucleotide messenger RNA. RefSeq names its product neuroepithelial cell transforming 1 (gene net1). Bases 113 to 1954 code for a protein of 613 amino acids. The transcript has 12 exons. Gene Ontology annotation, molecular function: guanyl-nucleotide exchange factor activity. Gene Ontology annotation, biological process: intracellular signal transduction; positive regulation of Rho protein signal transduction. NCBI's taxonomy places the organism in Eukaryota, Metazoa, Chordata, Actinopteri, Anguilliformes, Congridae. The record is from RefSeq and is a predicted model, not a curated record.